This is a messenger RNA of Striga asiatica, 1602 nucleotides long. Lineage: Eukaryota; Viridiplantae; Streptophyta; Magnoliopsida; Lamiales; Orobanchaceae. The record is from the annotation of a GenBank genome assembly.
UUUUGUUGCUCCGAUGGUAAUAUAAAAUUAGCACAUAAUCCAUUGCCAGAAAUUUUGAAAACACUACUUUUCUCAUCAACCGAAGAAUCCAAGUUGUUUCGAGAUUGCAUACGAACUAUAAAUAACCAAUUUGCAUUUACAUCAUUGGGAGUAAAAUGUGAUAACAAUUUAACCCGGCGUGAUAAAGGGAUUUAUACUUUCAGAAUACAAGGACAGAUGUAUCAUUUUUUGAAUGAUUUGGAGGCUUCUCAAAAUUUACAAUUAUAUUUCCAUGAUACUGAAAAUGAGAUUACUAAUCGGAUGAAAGCUUGCCCUAGAUUAACAGAAUCAAUAAUACAAAAAAUCAUGACUGUGCUAAAGGAAAAUCCUUAUGCAAAAUUCUGUAGAAGUCUUAGCGAACUAUCCAAUUUCGAUGAUUAUAAAAUAAUAUUGCGCACUUUUCCGAAAAUUGACCAAAGAGUUUACAAUAAACCAGAAUCAUCUCAAGUAGCAGCCUUAUGGGGGACAAAGGUUUCUGCAGUGGCUUAUAACGAAGUUAUCGACGAAUUUGCUGAACUUCUUAUGCCGUACAAGAGGUACUACCUCACUGGAGCAAAGGUUCGACAUGAAGUUCCUUUGUAUCAAGUUGGUGAUUACAAAUACAAUUGGCUUAUAAAUACAAGAACUUACGCCGAAGAAUACCAAGAAUCCAUACCUCCACAACUUCCGUGCCUAAUUGAUGUCCAUGCCUUUGCAAACAUACACAAGUAUGCUGACACAGAAAACCCAAGGAGUAAGUACACUGAAAACAAAAAUCGUGUGACACAGCUUGUGAAUGAAGAAACUUACACGAAUACGGAUAAGCUCAUCCCAAUGCCUGAAAUGACUGAUGUGAAUACUAUUGCCGAUGCAUUGGCGUCAAUCAGAUAUGUGAAAAUUUGUUGGAUUAGCGGCAAAAUCAAAUUCGAUAAUGACAAUAGACCUUUGUGGGCUACCGCAUGCCAGAUUUGUCGUAAAAAUUACAACAUGCCCCCGAACACUCCAAUGAAAUGCCGUAGUUGCGGAGAAGACUCUCAUGUAGAAGCGAGGUGCCGGUUGCCAGUAACAAUUCAAGAUAAAACUGGAACCAUAUAUGCAGUCAUAUAUGGUGCUGAUGCAGAACAAUUAGUCCCUUACAAUGGCAAUCAACUUUAUGAGGCAGACCAGCAGGGCCAUGACUUAACUCAACAAAUUGCUGCAUCAGUCGCACAACACCAAGUCAUCUGCUUCAUUAAACAUUCUGAGUCAACUCACCACACAAUAAUCAAGCUUUACACUGGUGAACUGAUGAUGGUGCAAGGGAAUAUAACUAAUCCAAAAUCAUCUGCCAAAGAGCCCUCCACAUCAACACCAUCAAAGGCAGCCGAUCCAAUUUUCUUUAGCCCGACGCUCAAAAAUGUGUUAGAGUCAAUUGAUGUAAAGACUGAGAAAACACUCCUUCUUCCAACUACAGAAAGCUCAGCCAAAAAACGCAUUACCUUCGACAGCGAACAAGUCACCACACAAACAGCCACCUCAAGUACACCCCAGUCCUCAAAAUCAAACGUUCAAGCAGAACACAAUCCCACUACAAGGACAACUUAA